Bipolaris zeicola 26-R-13 is the source of this 441-nucleotide messenger RNA. RefSeq lists its product as uncharacterized. Bases 1 to 441 code for a protein of 146 amino acids. The transcript has 4 exons. NCBI's taxonomy places the organism in Eukaryota, Fungi, Ascomycota, Dothideomycetes, Pleosporales, Pleosporaceae. The record is from RefSeq and is a predicted model, not a curated record.
AUGCCCCCACCACGCUGCCCUCAGCUCACAAUGUCAGCGUCGCUUGAAACGCCAAAAGUGAAGACGGACGGGCGGGCGGCCAAUGGCCCGAAAAAAGCAAUAGUGGCAUACGAGUGCAAUGCGGUCAUAUGUGCUGCCUCCAGGACGCGGGGUAGCUGGGGGACACGUUGCCCAAAGCGCUCUAGCCUUUCGGCCCGCUCUUACCUGAUCGACCUGUGCGACCAGGAACUCCACAUUGCAGACGCGCCGCCGCUCAUCCAACAGCAACACGGCCUGCUCGAACCAGGUUCGCUUUCGGAACUUCCCUCUCGCUUCUUGCUGCGGCCGGCACUGCAUGUGGCUUGUCCCCAUGGCCCCCCGACGCGCAUCACAGCAGCCUCAUCUGACCAACGACGUGGUCCGGCGUUUUCUCGGCAAUCUGACAUUGCUCACUCUACUUAA